AUGAUCUUCUCCAACGUCUUCUUCACCGGCCUUCUUGCCGCUACUGCCGCUGCUCUGCCUCACCGUGCCCGUGACACCAGCUCCGGCUCCGGCAGCGUUCAGUUCGUCAACAACAUGGGCUCUGAUGUCUACAUGUGGACCACUUCCGCCAACCCUGGCGAGAUGAAGACCCUCAGCAAUGGCGGUGGCACCUACAGCGAGGAGUGGCAGACCAACCCCGACGGUGGUGGCAUCUCCAUCAAGCUGUCGACUACCACGAGCGACACCGACAGUGUUCUCCAGUUCGAGUACACCGUCAACUCCGACACUCUCUACUGGGACUUGUCUUCCAUUAACAUGGAUAGCUCUUCCGACUUCGUCACCAGCGGCUUCUCGGUCGUCCCCAGUGACUCCAGCUGCACCACUGCCACCUGUGCCCCCGGCAAUGCCAACUGUGCCGAUUCAUACCAGCACCCUGACGAUGUCAACACCCUUUCCUGCUCGACUAGCGCUACCUACGUCGUCACUCUAGGCUAA
Messenger RNA from Penicillium maclennaniae, 516 nucleotides. RefSeq lists its product as uncharacterized. Lineage: Eukaryota; Fungi; Ascomycota; Eurotiomycetes; Eurotiales; Aspergillaceae. The transcript has a single exon. The coding region runs from base 1 to 516 and encodes 171 amino acids. The record is from RefSeq and is a predicted model, not a curated record.